Messenger RNA from Eruca vesicaria subsp. sativa (arugula), 997 nucleotides. NCBI's taxonomy places the organism in Eukaryota, Viridiplantae, Streptophyta, Magnoliopsida, Brassicales, Brassicaceae. The record is from the annotation of a GenBank genome assembly.
UUUUGCAGAUCAAGAAGAUGUCUCAACACACUCACCCAGAUUGCCAACGUGCUAUGGAUGCCCAGGAAGAGCAUGAUGCAGCUGAAAGAGCCGCAAUGAUCGCUGUUUCUCUGAUAAGCAGUGCUCGUGUGAUUGCUAAGCUGGACAGUGAGUACACUGCCUACUCUGCUCAGUUCUUGGUUGACAACGCUGGUCGCAAGGAUGAACCCUCUCCGGAUCCACAACCCCUUACCAUCCAAGAGUGCCUUGCGUAUUUGGUGGACAUCGCUACUCCCAAGCCUGAGUCCGUGGAGAGAGAAGUGGAUGAGCGACGCAACACGCUGACUCUCAAGGACUGCCUCGAGUACGCUAUGAAAGCAGGGCUACCGAAACACGAGUUUUGGACACAUGUGGGAUGUGUGCACAAGCCUCCACCGUUUGCGUCUCGCAUACCUCGUGUUCCCAUGAAUGGUGUGCUGAUUGAGGCUAAGACAUGGGAAGAGGCCUCUAAGUUAAUAAGGCAGCAACCUGUAGGAGCGAGACUUCAUGUGUUCAGUCCUGAGUUUGAUCGUGUCAGAGAUGAAGGAUUUUACGAGGGUCCGUCAGGUCCUGAAUCACGCUAUGUUGGACUAAGAGAUGUGAUGAUAACUGGAAAUGGGACGUUGAAGGGAGGUCCUUAUUUCGAGGUGAAGAUAGUCUACAAGAAGAAGGAGACAUUCCUCAAGGUGUCUUUAACUCGCAAGCUCACCUCACUCCCCAAUGACAGCGGCGAGGAGUCUCAGCUCACUGAGCCGACGGGUCUGCUUGUUGACUUCAUCAUCCCUCGCUUUGCUAAGUAAAUAAACAAGAUCGUAUGUGGUCUUGGUGAGUAAGUAUCUAGAGUCCUUGUUGGUUAAUAAGUAUCAUGAAGACUAUAUGCUAGUUGUGGAGCUCGUUUGUUGUUACAAGACCUUGUUUUAGGAGACUGUUUUAUCUUUGGCUAUGAGUAGACUGUUUUAUCUGAGUAUGAGUAAUGAAG